This is a messenger RNA of Daldinia vernicosa, 1274 nucleotides long. RefSeq lists its product as uncharacterized. Lineage: Eukaryota; Fungi; Ascomycota; Sordariomycetes; Xylariales; Hypoxylaceae. The transcript has 2 exons. The record is from RefSeq and is a predicted model, not a curated record. The annotation marks the transcript as partial.
AUAGUCGUUCCCGACGACGGGAUACUUCCUGUCGGAGCGUAUUACCUCCACGACCCCCUCUUCGCUACCGACGAAGAAUCGCCGUAUCCUGUUACGCCUAACUUCCAUCAUUGGGAAUUCCCGCAUGAUAAUGUGCCUUCCCUCUGGUUGGAGGGUCACGGCAUCCAGCCGAAUCCCUCCCAUCUGUACGCGAUAUCCCCCGGCACCUUUCGCGAUAAGGUCCUCGUUCGAGAUGAGUCCUGUCGCAUGACGCUCGCUCGCGGUGGUGUUGAGCAAGCCCAUUGGGUUCCUAUCUCUGCGGACGAUUGGUUUAACGACAAUACGAUGAAGAGAUAUCAUUCGGAAGAGACUGCGGUUGGCGUUCGGGAUGUGGCAAAUACCAUCCUGCUUCGCUCGGACGUCCACAAGAUCUGGGAUUCGAAAGACAUGACGUUCGUUCCGAAGCGCCGACCUGAUGGGACAUGUGGGCUGGUCAUGCAUAUGCUUAGCGCCCUCCACGCCGGGGCUAGACAGGAGAAGCUGGAGCUCUGGCACAACAGGCAGCCUCACACGCUAUACGGUAUUCGACCUGAGUUCGUAUUUGCUCGUUUUGCUUGGACGAUAUUUAACAACCGGCUAUUCUGUAUCUUUAAUUCUAAGCGACCCCAGGGCUGGAGAAUACGUGUUCGGGAGGAUGAUCCAACGGCCGAGACAUAUAACAAGAAAAAAAGGACAAGAGCACCCCGGGUACUGUUGGAGAUGCCAUGUCCUCUAUUGACUAUAACGAUUAUGUGGAAAAUCCCUAUGAUUGGUUCUAUUCCGUUAGUCGUGGGGAGAUGGUGCGUUGGAGCGAUGAGGAAGGAGGGUCGGAUGAGGAUUAUGACAGUGAUGCCUCGAGAGGUCGCAAGAAGGCUCGUUUAAAUGACGGGUCUUCAACCCCUUCGUUAGACCGCUCCGUUACGACUUUGAUGAGUAGUAUUCAUAGUGAUGGUAGUGAUGGUUCAAGAGAUGAAAGGGGGCCUAUUAACGGUAUAAUAAGGAAGCUUCCCGGUGGUGUUGGAAAAGUGAAGCUUCAAGAUGAUUCAGAUUUUUAAUAUAUAUCCGGUGGGGAUUAGGUUUACUAUAAGGCGUUUAUACUAUAAGGCGUUCAUUUACUAUCGCAUUUCUUUCCCCGUACACGGAUUGGAUGUCUCCGACGGAUUCUACCUUUUUUUUUUUUUUUCUUUCUUCCUUUCUUUACUUACAAUAAACUAUAUACUAAAAAAUUAACACAAGUCACAUACUCUAAAAAAUAA